Messenger RNA from Hippocampus zosterae (dwarf seahorse), 2123 nucleotides. Its product is annotated as sesquipedalian-1-like. Gene Ontology annotation, cellular component: recycling endosome; early endosome; trans-Golgi network. The transcript is spliced from 4 exons. The record is from RefSeq and is a predicted model, not a curated record. NCBI's taxonomy places the organism in Eukaryota, Metazoa, Chordata, Actinopteri, Syngnathiformes, Syngnathidae. The coding region runs from base 158 to 967 and encodes 269 amino acids. Gene Ontology annotation, biological process: endosome organization; retrograde transport, endosome to Golgi; receptor recycling.
CACGGUUUUCUAUUUUGUUGCUCGGAGGGUUCCAUUUUGUCGACACCGCCAGUUCCACAACCCGGAAGUGAUUUUGCUCAACACCUUUGCACGAAACCCGAACGACACUUUCGUCCUUCCCACAGAUUUGCUGCUGAGCAGUCUGUGAUGUGAUGAAAUGAAGAUAGAUGAGAAGGUGGUUUCUUAUUUGGAAUCAAGCAACUCACCUGUGGACAAAGAAGGCUAUCUCUACAAGAAGGGUGACAUCAGGCCUUCCUAUCACAAGCGUUGGUUUGUUCUGAAGGGGAACCUCCUCUUCUACAAGGACCACCCGGAUGACCGUGACCUCACCGGAGUCAUUGUUCUGGAGGGCUGCACCGUCCAGCUGUGCGAGUCCGAGGAGCAGUUUGCCUUUUCGUUGGUGUGGAGCGAGACGGGCCUGCGCCCGUACAAGUUUGCUGCAGAGGACCAGGCCAGCCAGGAGAGCUGGAUCAAAGCCCUCCUCUCGGCCAACCACGGCUACUUGUCUCUGCUCGUGAUGGACCUGGAGAAGAAGUACAAAGAAACAUUAGCGGCUUUGUUCAGUGACCCAGCCAACGGUGCCGCCGCCGCCGCCCCGAAUGCGGGCCGCAAAUUGAGCCCACACUUGUCCACGUUGACCCGCCAUCCGGCUGAAGUUUUGGCCGCAGGCCCCAGCGCGAGCUCCAUCCCGACACUGCAAACUCCGUCCCUUCCCCUCAAAUCCACCGUGAAGAGAUCGCCCAAACUGUGGCCCAAGAGGACUGCAAACGUGACGCCGAUUAGCGGCCCGCCCCCGCCCGCGGGGGACUGGUCGGCGGUGUGUUUGGGCACCCGGGAGGAAUUCAGCAAAUUGCACGCUGAGUUUGGAAAGGAAGUCAAGGACCUGAUUGCGGAUUGGUCAAGAAUCGGACGAGCGAGCCCAGUGGCCCUCCAGGAAAACUUAAUCGAUUUGAGUAGUUUUGAGUAAAUUGGUCCAUUUUCAAAAUCUCAUUUCAAAAAAAAAUGUGCUUUCAAUGCAGUAUUACCAAUCCAUAACAUGAAAUUUAAAUCAAAAUUUUUUUUUAAAUCAUGUUGUUUGGACACGUCUUUCGGUUGGGGCCGUUUACAAAUACACAAGUUGUUAAAAGGGGACCAGAAGGUCAUAAGAAGUCGUCAAAUUUUUAGACGGAAGCUCAAAUGGUUGCGAAAGAAAAUGGCGGCGUUGGGGUGUGGGGGUGGGCUGAGGAUAGCUAUUUCGGUGUGUCCAGCUGUCUUGUUUUUAUGAUCUUUCUCUCUGUCUCUCUCUUUUCACCUUCACCGUGCUCCAAGUGAGCGGCCUCUCUUGCCGGUGACCUUCAGCCAACGCUUCAGGCGCCGCUGGCGUCAUUUACGGCGCUUAAAACCAAACCGAAUCCAGUUGAACGUGGAGCUAUGCACCCGGCGAAGACAUAUUUUGAGGACAAGUCAGUCUAAGAGGUGGUGUGAGUUCACUUUGGACUUGCCAUACUUGUCUUAGCUGCGCGUUGGUAUGAUUGACGGCUCCCAGUCCAGCUCUUAUAUGGAGCGAAGUGGGUGGACCUCUUUUUGUGCUCUUUGAAAGCGACUAUUUGGGGCACGCCGCCCAAAUUAGUACAAAAGUGCUCGUCAGUGGUUAGGGGCAGGGUGGGGGGUCCUUCCGGCCAUUCUGCAACAUGUAAAAUGCGAUCUCACAUGAAUUUCUCGAAAACAUGAGCUCCAAUUGUGAGAGACGUAUUCCACGCUUGGUGUACGGUACUUGUUGACAUUUCUCAGUGACAUCACUGGUCUCGUCGCGUGCCAUCCCUGGCGCUGGACCAAAGUCUUAUCGGCCAACCGUUUUCAAAUUUCAUGGCUGUUUAUAAAUCCUGCAGGGUUCUACUACUCAUCUGUCUACCCCGCCACAGAUCAACUCUAUCCCAGAGACAGGUGAUGAUACUUGGAAAUGCGGGGCGCAUUAGCCACUUAGGACUUGGUCUCAAUCCACGGCCGCUCAUCUUUUUGUUCCGACGAAAGCUGACCCCGUGUGUGACUUUGCUCAUAUUAGUCCACACAUGUUCUCCAAAGUCCCAGGCUAUGUGCGUUGGCGUUGAAUUCAGCUCAUUCCAAGACUCCCGAUGCCCGUUUUG